Molecule: messenger RNA, 4536 nt
Organism: Iphiclides podalirius (scarce swallowtail)
Lineage: Eukaryota; Metazoa; Arthropoda; Insecta; Lepidoptera; Papilionidae
Source: the annotation of a GenBank genome assembly
UCCGACUUCAGCGGUCGGGUGGUGAACAACGACCAUUUCCUUUAUUGGGGCGGCGUGCAGAAGGAGAACGAUGAACAGGAGUACCGCUUCGAGGUGAUAGAGCAGACGGAAUUCGUCGACGACGCCUGCUUCCAGCCCUUCAAAGUCGGCAAGACGGAGCCGUACGUGAAGCGCUGCGUCGCCACCAAGAUCCAGUCGGCGGAGAAGCUGAUGUACGUGUGCAAGAACCAGCUGGGCAUCGAGAAGGAGUACGAGCAGCGGCUGAUGGCCGACGGCAAGCUGACCGUCGACGGGUUCCUGUGCGUCUACGACGUGAGCCUCGUGCCGGGGAGGACAUGGGAGAAGCAGAACGAGAUAACGGCCGCUAUCCUGCAGAACAUACUGAAGCUGAAGAAGCCGGUGGUGCUGGUGACGUCGAAGAACGACGAGGCGUGCGAGCAGGGCGUGCGCGAGGCGGAGCGGCUCGUGACCAGGAAGGAGUUCAAGGGCAGCGUGCCCAUCGUGGAGACCUCCAGCCACGACAACGUCAACGUGGACCAGGCCUUCUUCCUGCUCGCCCAGAUGGUCGACAAGGCCAAGGCGAGGAUAAAGGUGGCGAACUACGCGGAAGCCUUGAGAAUAAGGAGGGAGACACUGGACUUCGUGACAGAGGCUUUUACCCAGCUAAUCCGCAUACACGUCCAGGAUCAUAAGGAAAUGUGGUCUGCCGCUAGCAAGAGGCUUAGUCACUUCCCCGAAUGGAUCAAAUUCGUCCAGCAAUUUGGCAACGAUGGAACACAGGUCGUGUACCGUCGUCACAUUCGCCGUUUGAAAGAGGAGCGAUCGGCCAAGAAGUUGCGGAAACAACUGGCAAAGCUGCCCCAAGCGCUCUCCCGCAUGAACCUACCCACCGAGGAUCUGCAGGAGAACGACUGGGCGGUGGUGGUGCGGCAGCUGCGCUCGCACCGCGACUUUUCGGUGUACUUCAGCGAGGGCAGGGGCCGCGGCUCGCCCUCCGGCUCCGGCUCCGAGCUGGACAGCCCGCUCAACACCGACACCACGCUGAGGCUCGGCGAGCGGGCGCGCUACCAGACUUUGGGACAAUCGCAGAAGAUACCCUACGAGAUAUUGGAGACGAACGAAGCGGCUGCCGUGUUCAAAACAUUCCUGCACGAGGCGCAAGAGGAGCAAAGGAAUUAUGAGUGGUGCCAGCAGUUCAAGCGGCUGCUCGAGGAGACCGGCUACGUGACACCCGGCAAGCAGCUGGCGGAGGUGCGCGUGCUGCUGAUGGGCCGCGAGUGCUACGAGGCGCUCACCGAGGAGCAGCAGCAGCGCGUCUACGACCAGCACCAGCGUCAGAUCCAGCGCCGCGCCAAGCACAACCUGCAGGAGCUCCUGUUGGAGCACGCAGAUCUGUUCUAUCACUUCAAGAGUAUAUCACCCACUGGCACGAUUACCCAAGAGGAUAUCAAGGAAAUUACCGAUGUGUUACAAGACGAUUUCCGGUAUAAAAUGCUCGAUCGUAUGGAGCAGGACAGAAAGCUGAUGCUGUUCCAACAUCUCGGCUUCGUCCACUGCCCCAUGCGCGAGCAUUGUCCAGCCGCCUCCAACUGCCUGGAUGCUACCCUUCCGGUGAUCCUUAACACGAGGGUUGGGUCGCUGACGUCGGCGGGCGAGUCCCAGUGCCAAGCGGGACCGCCCGCUGCGCCCUGGGCGCUCACCACCGACUCGAACCAGAUCAACGUCAUCAUACUUGGCAUGGAGGGCGUGGCGGGCGAGUUCGGGUCGCGGCUGCUGGCCGGGUGCGACGCGGCGCGGCGCGUGUGCGUGCGCGGGCAGCCGUGGCGCGUGCGCCAGCGGCUGCGCCUGGCCGACGCCGACCACGACCACGGCCACGGCGCCAACGACGACGACCCGGACGACGGCGACUUCGCGCCCAACGGAUAUUUCUGCGUGUACCAAGACCAGGAGUCGUUUGAGUUUAUCAGGAAUUGCGCAGAAAAAACACUAUUGUCAAGUUUAGAGCAAGAAGAUAAGUUGCCUUUUCAAGGUCUUCCAUUAGUGGUGAUGUUCGUGCAAGACGAGGGUAUGGAUAAGAAGGAGCUUGCUAGGCUGCAGGAAGAAGGACAAAACCUCGCUGAUAACUUACACUGUUCGUACAUGGAGGCGUCGGUUAGUGAACUCGGUACGGAGGCUCUUACCGCCGAUGCGAUACAAGAACUCAUCCGUACCAACAGGGAGAAGGCCAGCUAUGCGCAUCUCUACAGAGAUCUUAUCGUUUGCUUCGACUCUGAUAUACGGAUAAUGGUGUGCAUGUUCUGCGACGACCCGUACUCGCCGGAGCGGGUGCUCAGCCCGCUGCUGCUGCACCGCGCCUGCUUCCUCACCGGCGACCGCUCCAUCGUCAUCGAGACGUUCCUCGGCGACUCCAAGAGGAAGGUCGAGGUAAUAAUAUCAAGUUUUCAUGGUGCCAGCCAGUUCAGAGAAGAGUUGAUUCACGGCUUCAUCCUCAUCUAUUCUGCUAAGAGGAAAGCAAGCUUAGCAACACUCAACGCCUUCUCGAUGAACAUCCCCAACCUGCCGAUCCAAAUGGUGGCGGUGACGGACGGCGGCGGCUCGGCGGCCAGCGCCUUCUUCGGCACCGACCUCGGCCACGCGCUCAUCACGGAGGGCAACGCGACGGCGGACAGGCUCGGCGCCCACUUCACCACCUACACCUCCAGCGCAGAGAGCAAGUCGGCGUUCUACACGCCGUUCUUCAAGGAGGUGUGGGAGCGUAAGGGCGAGAUAGAGCGCGCGUUCCGAAUGGAGCAGCCGCACAACCUGCCCGACGUGGCCUCCGCCCGCCCGGCGCCGCCGCCGCGCAACCACUCCUACCACCUCAACAACAAGAUGGAACACAAGCUCACAAACUCGCUCGACCUCCUCAUCGGUCCCGACUCGCGCGCCGACAUCGACUCUGAAUACAGUGACACUUUGAACAACUCCAAGAACAGAGGUUUCCUUAAAGGUUUCAGCGUUUAUCCACCGCCAAGUACACCGCCUGAGCCCGCCCCGCCCGAUCAUAGAAUGCACGCGGAUUUAUCUCCCGAUCUCAACUGUUCCGAGGAUUCGCUCAGCACGCACGAGUCAGACGGGGGCGGGAUGUGGCAGCCGGGCGGGUACGGGCACCGUGCGUUCACGACGGGCCGCGCCAGACCUCAGCCACCCAACCAGCGGCCGCGCCACUCGCAGACUCUCAAGCAACCGGGAAAAUUGGACAUGAACAACUAUACAAUGGUCAGCGAUGCUCUUCAGCACAUUACUAUUGGCCCACCUCAUUCUAGGGAAAGGAAGAUAAAGGAAACCAAUGAGUAUAUGGAGGCGCCAUCAAUGACGAGACUGAGGAGACAUCGGAGGCACGAGAAGACGCCAUUGCAUCAGCCAUCGUUCUCGGAGACGGAUAGCUCCGGCUCGAGCGAGGCGUCCGGCGGCGCCGCUAGGAUCCACGCGCGGCGGCGGCACAACGCCCACCACGCGCCGCGGCACUACAAGAAAAGGUCACUGGGCAACCUGGUGGCGGUGCAGAGCCCCAGGGUGCCGAAGCUGGGCAUGUUCGUGGGGCCCCCGGAACUGCCCACCGGGUACCGGGCGCGUGCGCAGGAGGACAAAGCCGCCGCCAGCGAUUCGAGCGACGGCAGCUCGGACGGCGAGGCGCGCCGCCCGCGCCCCCUGCCGCCGCCGCCCCACCACGAGCCCACGCACAAGGACCGAAUGCCGUAUGAGUUGCUGACGGGCGAAUACCCCUCUUCGGCGCAGGACAACUCCUCGUCCAGUGCGGCCGACUCCCGCCGCCGUCCGCAUCCCUUCGGCAAGCACGACCGCCGCCACAAGGAAUUCUCCAAAAGUAAAGACUCAAAGAAGAACGCGGCGCAAUUAACGAAUACGCAGUCAAUACAAAAUUGGGGCCCGCAGGGCCCCCACGGAGUGCCGCUCUUCGUGGAGAAAUGCGUGGAGUUCAUCGAGCGGGAGGGGCUCGCCUCCGAGGGGCUGUACCGGGUGCCGGGCAACAGGGCGCAUGUCGACAUGCUCUUCACCAAGUUCUAUGAAGAUCCCAACAUAGACCUGGACUCGCUGGAUAUACCGGUGAACGCUGUGGCAACUGCGCUCAAGGACUUCUUCUCGAAGAAGCUGCCACCUCUUUUAGACGAGACCAGCAUGGCACAACUGGAGGAUAUAGCUGCGAUGCGCGGCUGCAUAGCGGGCGGAGUGGAGCUGAAGGACCGCAGCUGGCGCUUGCUGGCGCUGCGGGCGCUCCUCAACUCGGCACUCACGCCCGUUGCGCGCGCUACGCUCGACUACGUGUUGCACCACUUCGCCAGGGUCGCCGACAACUCGAAGCUGAACUCGAUGGACAGCAAGAACCUGGCGAUAUGCUGGUGGCCCACGCUGCUGCCCGUGCAGUUCUCGGACAUGGGCCGCUUCGAGAUGACGCGGCCCUACCUCGAGGACAUCGUGCAGACGAUGAUCGACCAGCACCCCUUCCUGUUCCGCGGCCAGGAGGCCUUCGUCAUGGUG